AUGCCCCUUACCGCAUCCCUUGACGGCACUCAUGUCGUCGAGGUCGAGCUGGAUCAAUGUUACUCCGAUUCCGAGCUUGCACCCAUGCAAACAGUGCAAACCUUCCACCUUCGAAUCCGAAAUCCAAGCCCAGGCGACCUGCGGAGAACGGCUCCAUGUUCACCCCCAAGCUCGCUGAGUGGUGGCGAGAUGAUACAGAAAACGACACCAUCACCGCUAUCACCGGAUCCUCCUCCAGCGAGUGGGCAACUAAAUCUGAAACCUCAACACAAUCAAAAGAAGCGACUAGCAAGUUCAAAUGACUUUCGCACCUCUAGAACGUUCCUUCUGACCUUUCCUGAAGAAUACGAAUGCCAGUACUGCCAAGAGGUCUCUGAAUUCGGGGCGGGAUCCAUGUGCCUUCAUUCCCAAGUGGCAAGGAAUCCCUACAGGCGGAUUUCGACCAUGUAA
This is a messenger RNA of Uncinocarpus reesii 1704, 450 nucleotides long. RefSeq lists its product as uncharacterized. NCBI's taxonomy places the organism in Eukaryota, Fungi, Ascomycota, Eurotiomycetes, Onygenales, Onygenaceae. The transcript is spliced from 2 exons. Bases 1 to 450 code for a protein of 149 amino acids. The record is from RefSeq and is a predicted model, not a curated record.